Molecule: messenger RNA, 375 nt
Organism: Racocetra persica
Lineage: Eukaryota; Fungi; Glomeromycota; Glomeromycetes; Diversisporales; Gigasporaceae
Source: the annotation of a GenBank genome assembly
AUACAUGAAUCUACAGAUGAUGAAGUGGCGAAUGAUAGACAACAAACAGAUGAAAUGAACGAAAUUGAAGAUACUACAGCAAUUCAGAUACAAUCAGAUACAAGCGGGGCAUCACUUCAUCACAAUCCCGAAGCAAGCGAUGAUAUUAUGAAUAAUCCUGAAGAGUCAAUUAAUAAUUAUAAAGAUGGUGAAAAACAUCUUGAUCAGAAAAAAGCACGUUUAAAUUUACCAAGGAGUCUGAAGAGGAAAGAACGAAUGCGAUAUUCUUCGUCUAAAACUGAAUCUGAUGUCUAUCAACAAAUAUCAGAUUUCUCAGAAGCAUCAUUGGAGCUUGAACAAUUCCCAAAGACAAUCAAGGCUGCUCCAAAUUUUUAG